AUGGAUCCGCCGGCGGGAGCGCAGGGCCAGCAGCACCAGCACGAACCCAUCAGCUUCGGCAUCGACCAGAUCCUCAGCGGCCCCGAGCAGGACGGCGCUGCCCCUCCGCCUCCCCCGCGGGGCCCCGACGGCGCCACCUUCCUGGGCGGCCCCGGCGGCCGCGCUCCCUACCCGGCCCUGCCGGCCCCUUUCCCGGCCAUCGCCGCCCCCUUCGAGGAUUCGGGAUCUUACAGUGUGAACCUCAGCCUGGCCCCCGCCGGCGUGAUCCGGGUGCCGGCGCACCGGCCCGUCCCCGGGGCCGUGCCGCCGCCCAUCCCCGCCGUGCCCGCCGUGCCCGGCCUGGGCAGCCUCAGCUUCCCCUGGAUGGAGAGCAGCAGGCGCUUCGUCAAGGACAGGUUCACAGCGGCGGCGGCGCUGACGCCCUUUACGGUGACCCGUCGGAUCGGGCAUCCCUACCAGAACCGGACCCCGCCGAAGCGCAAGAAGCCGCGCACCUCCUUCUCCCGGGUGCAGAUCUGCGAGCUGGAGAAGCGCUUCCACCGGCAGAAGUACCUGGCGUCGGCCGAACGCGCUGCCCUCGCCAAGUCCCUCAAGAUGACGGAUGCCCAGGUGAAAACCUGGUUCCAGAACCGGCGCACCAAGUGGCGGCGACAGACGGCGGAGGAGCGGGAGGCCGAGCGGCAGCAGGCGAGCCGGCUGAUGCUGCAGCUGCAGCACGACGCCUUCCAGAAGUCGCUGAACGAGUCGAUCCAGCCCGACCCGCUGUGCCUGCACAACUCAUCGCUGUUCGCGCUGCAGAACCUGCAGCCCUGGGAGGAGGAGAGCGCCAAGAUCCCGCCCGUCACCUCCCUCGUCUGAGCCCGGCAGCCCCUCGCAGCGGACUCGCCCGGGGCGCCCCUCGACGGGGCGGGCGCGGGGCCGGUUCUCGCUCGCCCGGGGCCGGUUCUCGCUCGCCCGAAGCCGGCUUUCGCUCGCCCAGUGCCGGUUCUCGCUCGCCCAGUGCCGGCUCUCGCUCGCCCGAAGCCGGCUCUCGCUCGCCCGGGGCCGGUUCCCGGUCGCCCGAGGCCGCGGUGCUUCCCGGAGGCCGGCGGGAGAGAGAGAGGAGUCGUCGCGGGGCCCCGCCUGUAUAUUCGUGUCGAUGUUCCACUAGGAGAAGGGAAAUAUGUCACUUUUUUGUAAGAAGUGUUAAUAAUUUAAUUUAUUUAUGCAUCGAGAUUUUGGGCACUAUUAAUAUGGAAUUAUAUAAAGCCUCGAUUAUUUAUAUCGAAAUCUGAACAUAGGUAUUUUGUGUUGGCUUUGGAACAAAAGGCUAUUAUUUUAUUUUUUUUUUUCCUGUUCUGGA
Molecule: messenger RNA, 1342 nt
Organism: Cuculus canorus (common cuckoo)
Lineage: Eukaryota; Metazoa; Chordata; Aves; Cuculiformes; Cuculidae
Gene: TLX3
Product: T cell leukemia homeobox 3
Exons: 3
Coding region: 1-858 (285 amino acids)
Biological process (GO): regulation of transcription by RNA polymerase II; animal organ development
Cellular component (GO): nucleus
Molecular function (GO): DNA-binding transcription factor activity, RNA polymerase II-specific; RNA polymerase II cis-regulatory region sequence-specific DNA binding
Source: RefSeq, a predicted model, not a curated record